This is a messenger RNA of Stegostoma tigrinum, 3118 nucleotides long. It is a transcript of the gene crtap, whose product is annotated as cartilage associated protein. The coding region runs from base 54 to 1244 and encodes 396 amino acids. Gene Ontology annotation, cellular component: endoplasmic reticulum. The transcript has 7 exons. The record is from RefSeq and is a predicted model, not a curated record. NCBI's taxonomy places the organism in Eukaryota, Metazoa, Chordata, Chondrichthyes, Orectolobiformes, Stegostomatidae. Gene Ontology annotation, molecular function: protein binding; collagen binding. Gene Ontology annotation, biological process: peptidyl-proline hydroxylation to 3-hydroxy-L-proline; collagen fibril organization.
AAUCAUCCACGAGACUUUUGGGAUAGGUCAGGGAGAAGGGGCAAGUGGUGUUAAUGUGGCGGAGAGCGAUGAGGGCACACGCUGUUUUCUUGCUGUUGAUGUGUUGUUGUGCUGGUUACGCUCAGUAUGAGAAGUACAGUUUCCGAAGCUUUCCUCGGGACGAGUUGAUGCCGUUGGAUUCGGCGUAUCGUCAUGCGCUGGACCAGUAUUCGGCGGAGAACUGGCAGGAGAGUGUGGAUUACCUCGAGAUGAGCCUCCGCCUGCACCGUCUGCUCCGCGACAGUGAGGCUUUCUGUAACCUCAACUGUAGCUUAGUAUUACCAGACCAAACCUCUCGUUUCAGUGGCUUUCCCGAGCUCCAGCUCUUCGGCAGCAUCAUGAAGAGAGCACAGUGUCUCCGCAGGUGUAAACAGGGCUUGCCUGCUUUUCGCCAAUCUCAGCCCAGUAGAGAAACUCUGGAGGACUUCGAGAAGCGGGAGGUCUACAAAUAUCUGCAGUUUGCUUACUUUAAGGUACAGAAUGUUCCUAAAGCCAUAUCGGCAGCUCAUACCUUCCUUCAGAAGCACCCCGAUGAUGCGAUGAUGCAGCAGAACAUGGAUUACUACAAGUCUUUGCCAGACUCAGAUGACUUCAUGAAUGAUCUGGAGGUGAAAAAUUAUGAGAAUCUGUUCAUCCAAGCGGUGAAAGCUUACAAUGGUGAGAAUUACCUGCCAUCUAUCACAAACAUGGAACUGGCCAUCCCAGAAUACCUCAAGGCAUAUGAUGAAUGUAUUGCUGCCUGCGAGGGUCCGAGAGAGGUGAAGGAGUUUAAAGAUUUCUACCCCUCAAUAGCAGAACAUUAUGCUGAAGUACUACAGUGCAAAGUGAAGUGUGAGCAUGACCUAACCCCAGUCAUUGGAGGCUUUCUUGUGGAGAAAUUUUUUGCUACUAUGUACCACUAUUUGCAGUUCGCUUAUUACAAACUCAAUAAUCUGAAGAAUGCAGCUCCAUGCGUAGCAACGUACUUGUUGUUUGAUCCUGAAGAUUCAGUGAUGAAACAGAAUUUGGUGUAUUACCAAUACCAUAAGCUGAAAUGGGACCUGACGGAGGAGGAUUUCCUGCCGAGACCAGAGGCUUUACGAUACUACAACCAGACCAAUUUUCAGUUGCAAAUGUAUGAAUUUGCCAAACAACAUCUACAAGCUGAUGAUGAAGAUGAAGUAUUGGAGUAUAUUGACGAUCUUCUGGAGGAAGCAGACAGUUAAUAUUAGCAACGGAGCAGAGUCUGCAGUAAAGACUGUUGGUUAAAAAAAUGAAAUGAAUCCAUGUCUCCAGCUGCCUCAACUCAGGAAAAUUUCCUCAAAUUCUGAACUCUUCCCAUAUGAGCUUAAAGUCUUAGUGUUUUUUUUAAUAUAAACCUCUGUUUGUUCAUCUAUGUGCCUGAGUGGCAGCCCUAUUUUCUUUUAUUUGGAGAUGUGCCUUUUAUUACUUAAUAGAAAUUUUUUAGCUUUAAGCUGUUGCCUAAUUAUACAUUUAGCUUCCAUUAUGUUCAUUUUCAUUUCUUCUCCAAUCUAGCUCAGAAAUAGUUUCUAGAGAUGAAAACCAUCACAGCUUCUUCAAAAUUUUUCCAGGCUGCUAUCUCAGAUCAUUGGACUGUUGUUUUUGUUUUCUGUGGUUGUACUGAUAUUCUUUUUUAAAAAAAAAGACUGUUUAUCCGGUUUCUUCCAAAACCUAAAUGACGUUUAAAGACACUUGGCAUACAUACCAUAUGUAGUUGGUUUAACUGGCAUGCUUUCCAUUUCUGUGCAACUUGGUUAGUUUCAGUGCUAAAUGUCGUCCUGAAUCAGCCCCAAGAUCAUGUCGAUCUUAACUGUAGGGGAGCUGAAUUUUCGAAAGCAGUAAAAUCUGCUUCAUGGAUUCACACUGAAUAGAGGUAUCAGUCAAUAAUAUGCGUUCACAUUAUUAUCCUUCACAUCUAUCAGGAUUAAAUUUAGCACUACCAGUGAGAAUGGAAACCAUGUAGGUGCUGUUUGAUCUAAUUGGCAGGAACCCAUUUAAUAAUAAUGGGAAAUCUCAUAUUUAGAAAAAGAUAUUAUGUGGAUUUUUUGCAAGUUGUGGAGAAGAAUUUUUUGGUAUAAUUUUUGUUUAAACAUGUGAUUUAAAAAGUAUACAGAUUGGAAAGUUCAGAAAUGUUUACUGAUUAUGAUUCUAUAUCAAGGACUUAAACCAAACUUGUUUCGUAUUUGCCUCAGGAUUCCACUAGCUGCACUGCCUCAAUGCCAGGGAAAACAUUGACUCAUUUAUUAAUGUUUGAAUAUAGACCCUUGAUGCUGUUUGUAGAGAGUCAAUGUGAAAAACCCACAACUAAUCCUUCAGCGCAGCUGCCUUGUGCCUGGACACUUGGUUGUGAGCCAUGCCUUAAACAGCAACCCCUUUUACACAGUCACUGAUGGAUUGAAUAACAUAGUGUAAACUCACCGAAUGAUUAGAGAUUCUCACAAAACAACUGCUGUCUUGAUAACAUGAAUUGUCUGUAAUCUUUCUGGCCCCAAAAAGCUCUUUUCAGAAGAAACUAAAUCAGAUACAUUUGAAAUCGCAUGAAGGUGUAUAGGAGUGCAAAUCACAAUACUAACCUUUGUUUGGUCAUUUGCACCAACCUCAACCAAAAAAGAACCCAAAGCCUGCCCUUAAAUUCUUUCCAUGUUCACUUCAGGUCAAAAACUAUGUUUUUAAUGUAUAACCCAAACUGCUUGAAAAAUAGAAAAGAAAUAAAUUUAUUUAACUGAGAUUUAUAUUUGAUAUAAAGCAAACUGACAAAUAGUAUGAUAUAGACAGCCAAUCAUUUGCUGCUUCCUUACAAUUACUCGACUGGACUUAUCCCACACCUCCAUCCCCACCUUCAUCUCCUCCCUGCCCCGAUAUUAUGAUCUUCACUCUCUUUUUUUUGUAUCUCAAUGCAUCAUGUCUGGAUGUGAACAGCAACAUUCUUGUGGUAAAUCCUGUUUUUUUUUUCAAAAAAAACAUGAAUCAUGUUAAUUUGGCAGUAUUAAUCUUUCUUUAUACACUACAGCCAUUGUGUGCCUAUUUUAUCUUUAGAAAAGGAUAUAAUUUGUACAACUGGGUGCAAUAAACUAAAAUA